Cynoglossus semilaevis (tongue sole) is the source of this 5451-nucleotide messenger RNA. Its product is annotated as GRAM domain-containing protein 1B-like. Gene Ontology annotation, biological process: intracellular sterol transport. Gene Ontology annotation, molecular function: cholesterol binding; cholesterol transfer activity. The record is from RefSeq and is a predicted model, not a curated record. The transcript has 17 exons. Lineage: Eukaryota; Metazoa; Chordata; Actinopteri; Pleuronectiformes; Cynoglossidae. Bases 1303 to 3417 code for a protein of 704 amino acids. Gene Ontology annotation, cellular component: endoplasmic reticulum membrane; endoplasmic reticulum-plasma membrane contact site; plasma membrane.
AAAGGGAUUACCAUAUUUUCCGGACGCAGUUUUUUCAUCCUUCGGCUGGGUUUGCGACUUAUAUAUUAAAAUACAUCAUUACACAUGUUUGUUAUUUUCACACUGACAGCCGCUAGAGGGCACUGGUGCGAUUUCAGAAAAUACAGUAACUGAAGUUACUACUGUAGCAUAAGGUAUUUAAAUAACUUCAAUAAGUAAUGGUUUGGUACUUAGUUGCAUGCUUUGAACUGUAGGAUUAGGUAAAACAGGGAAACCAGUAUGCCUUUGGGUAUUUUCACAAUAUAAGCUCUGAGCCCCUCCCCCUCUCCCUCACUGUUUACCUUGUGUUGUGUUCAUGAACCUAAAUAGACUUUAAAUGACUUCUUUGCAUUUCUAAUUUGUUGAUGUAGACACAGACACAGACACAGACACAGACACAGAUGCAGCAGCUGCUGCUGCUCUAUCAGUUCAUUCCCUGCUCUUGUUUUGGUUGUUGUUGGUCACACUCCCAGAUUCUGAAACACCAGGAAACAGACCAAACAAGCAAGGACAUUUGGAAGAGGCCUGAGAGUAAAAAAUGUAAAGACACACACACCCAAACACACACCAGCCCCUUACCCAAAUGUUAACUAUUACAAAUAUAUGACUAAUCCUAUCCCUGUAUUCACUUUUGCUAAAUCUUUAACCUCAAAAUACCUUCUUGUUUGGGCCUGCAAAAUGUUCUCCCCCAAAAUAAAUGUCCCCACAACUAUAUCUACACCAUGAGCACACACACAUAAAUAUGCAAAGUGAACUGAAGUAAACUCAGACUUCCCUCCUUCGCUCUCUUCUUUCUCUGCUCUGACAAAAACACGCUCACGCUGACUCCUCCCACCUCCAUGCCUGUUUCUAACCCCAUGGCUGUCACAAAACAACAGUCAGAGGAGGAAUCUUGGAGUGUUGUAGCCACAUGUUCUCGUCCGUGUCUUACUUGGAAAGCAUAUUGGAACUCCAGAGAGGGAAUUUCAUGGAAAGGUUGCUGAUGGACUGAUGCAGAGGAGAUUCCUCUGGAAUUCUUUGGAAUUUUGAAAUAUCCAACUGAGAAACUCAACUUUGACCGAUCCUUCAAUCAAACAUACAUUUUGGACAAAAAAAAGGCUUUUUGUUUUGGCUGCAUUAACACCAGGUUGACCACCGGGCAGCCCAGUAGAGUGUAGGCUGGAGUAAAAGUGAGUGAGUACACGGGGAUGACCUUCGUUGGUAUUUUUAACACGUGGAAACGACGGUAAAUGGAAAGGAGGAAGUCUGACUCUUACUGAACAAAUUCUCACAAGAUAAAAAACAAUGAGACAGGACAAAGGACAGCCACAAAAUAGAGACACAAACUCAGUGGACAGUCCCUUUUUAUCAUUGCUGGAUUCAGGAGAACCCAACAGAGACCGUCAGGGUGGAACUCAGCAGACAACCUGGUGGGACUCAGAGAAAGUCCCUACUGUCCUGAGUCCCACCUACAAGCAACGCAACGAAGACUUCAGGAAGCUUUUUAAGCAACUCCCUGACACUGAGCGUCUCAUUGUGGAUUAUUCCUGUGCUCUGCAGCGGGACAUCCUCCUGCAGGGACGCCUCUACCUCUCAGAGAACUGGAUUUGUUUUUACAGCAAUAUCUUCAGAUGGGAAACACUGCUAAUGGUUCGACUGAAGGACAUUUGCUCCAUGACGAAGGAGAAGACGGCUCGCCUCAUCCCUAAUGCUAUCCAGCUGUGCACUGACAACGAAAAGCACUUUUUCACCUCUUUUGGAGCCAGGGACAGGACGUAUAUGAUGAUGUUCAGGCUGUGGCAGAACGCUCUUCUUGAAAAGCCUUUAUGUCCUAAAGAGUUGUGGCACUUUGUCCAUCAGUGUUACGGUAAUGAACUUGGUCUAACCAGUGAUGAUGAGGAUUAUGUCCCUCCUGAUGAGGACUUUAACACCAUGGGCUGCUGUCCAUCUCCGUGGUGCAGGUACUGUGAGGAGCUGCCAGUGGAGGAAAAUCCGGAGAACAACGACAACAACACACUGACUAAGAACACAGAGGCCAAGCCUGAUGUCAGCCCUGCUCUGCUCCAUAAAUCCUUCAGCAGUGCUCAGCCAGAGGUGCCCAACACCGACUCUCCAGUACCAGUGCAGCAGUGUGAUGCAGACCCUGUGGAGGAUGUGUCCAGCCCUGCCGUGGACACUGAUCUCCUCAUGCUCCCUUCAUCUGUGGACCACAGAGGCCGAACCCCGUCCCCCUCGCUGGACCUUAACGACAACGACGAGCUACCGACUGAACUCAGUGAUUCGUCAGAGACUUAUGAUGAAGGUGAGGUGCAGGCUUUUCAACAGGACCUGAGUGGCAAGCAGUACAUCAACAGAGUAUACAACUUGGGUGUAGACAAAAUGUAUGAAAUACUGUUCUCUGAGUCGGACUUCAUCAUCGACUUUAGGACACAGAGGGGUUUCUCAGAUAUGGUGUAUCACCCAUGGACAAAACAGCAGGACGGAAACCAGACCAGAGACAUCAUGUAUACUGUUGCCCUCAGUAAUCCCCUGAUCCCAAAGAUGUCCACAGCUACUGAGACACAGACUCUGUACAAGGCGAGUAAUGUCAAGGAGUGCUACAUUAUCGAUGCCGAGGUGAUCGCUCAUGAUGUUCCCUACCACGACUACUUCUACAGUCAGACCCGCUACAUGCUGACCAGAGUGGCCAAGAACAAGUGUCGUCUCAGGGUGUCGACACAGCUUCAGUACAGGAAGCAGCUGUGGGGGUUGGUGAAGGGCUUCAUCGAAAGGAACUGCUGGAGCAGCUUUGACGACUACUUCAGACACCUAGAGGUCGAUCUGAAUAAGCUGGAGGUGGAACUGACGGAGCCACACCGACAGUCACCAAGGUAUAAGUCUCUGAGGACGUGCUCCAGUCGGAGGAGGAAACCCACGCUGGUCAAUCACCUGAGACCACCGGGGAACAUAGAUGAGGGUUUGAGUCCUGGCACCACACCUGAGGAUGAGGAAGAAAUCCCUCACAUUAAACACGUGGCAGGUUCCACACAGACCAGACACAGACCAGACACGACGGGAGGUUUCGCACUUUACAACUUCUCCAAACUGCUGAUUCUCGUCAGCUUUGUCCUGAUACUGUUGGUGUUCCUCAACAUCAUGCUAUUUUAUAAGCUGUGGAUGCUGGAGUACGCCGCACAGAAACUCACUGCAGUAGAAGAACUCAGACUAGAGCCGAGCAGAAGCCCUCACACCCAGCUGGAAUGGGUACAACUCCUGGACUCCCAACAGCGCCACCAUGACAAUGGACUGCUGAGGUGGAAAGAGCUGAUCAAAACAUCAGUGCUGCUGCUGGAAGAGCUCAGAGAGUCUCUCCUAAACCUCCAUAAAAGCAUCAGUCACAGGGAAGAAAGCCCUGACUCUGAAGACAAACAAAACCAAUAACAAUGAUGAAAAACUUUCAAAUGUUAAUCCUGUGCAAUAGUCGCCCUUCCUUUCCCGGUGAGGAGAAGGAGGCCUUAUACAGUAAAGCCUGUGCUCUCUCACCACGCAGCACGUGAGAGAGCACUAACAUAAUGCAAAAAAUAAAUAAAUAAAACAGGCAGGUUUAACAGACGCCUCACAUCUGUCUUCUACAUCUACAAACAUGUCUCACCAACAACUUCAUCACAGAGGUUUUUGUUUAUUUGGUUUAUUAUCGCUAGACAAAGAUACAAGUAUAUUUUUAAAUACAUUGCAAAUAGUUGUUUUAACAGUGAGAAAUCAAACCAUAACAACAGGUUUAACUGUGUGUGUGUGUGUGUGGGUGUGAGAGAGUGUUCUUGGUAUAGCUACACAUGUGGAGACACAUUUUUAGAGAAUUCCUUUCCUGUUGGGACACUUUGUCCUUGUGGGGACACUCUGAAGGUCCCAAAUGAUUGAGAGUAUAUUUCGGGGGUUAAGAUUGACUUUGUAAUUAGGAUUCAAACUGGGGCUGGGUACGAGUUACAUUCAGGAAUUGGCUGAUAUUUGUGAGAGUUAAGGUUUUGAUAGUGGGAUAAAAGGCAAAAACCAGUGUGAUAUUAUACUGUGAUCGCAGCAGACACAUUUGGCAGAUCUGUGCAGGCAUCCCUGGUACGUGAUGCCAUCCUUUAGUGACUCAACAUUGUUCGUAUGUUUUCUAUGGCAUUGAAUAAUCUCAACCACGGUCACUGAGCUGUGACUCACUGACAAGAUGCAUGAGAAAGACGCCAUAGACAAGUAGAGGCAGCGAGUGAAAACACACUGGUCAAAGGUAGCGCAGCUCCACGUUACCUAACACGUUGCCACUGGAAUAAGGAAAAUAUUUUUGCUCCAUGUCUGUAAUGAUUCAUUGACACAUCUCUAUCAUCACUGCCAAGUCUUACACACAAACAGCUAAACUCAACUUCACCGAUAACAAUGUGAAAUACACUAGAGCUACUCUGUGCCAACGGUAUUUAUUCAUAUUUAUUUAUGCAGUUGUUAGUUACAAUGGGGUUUUUUCUCAACUGAUGAAAAAUAUUUUGAGUAAGAAAAUAACAAUUAUGUAUAUAAAAAAAUGUAAAUAACAAAACCCACCUGAUGAGGUGUAAAAUGUUUUGCCACUUUGUUCCCUGACCCCUCAGUCGACUCUCCCUGGACACCACUUUUUGAGAACUAUUGUAUUGUAAAUCGUCACCAUGGCUCUUUUUAGCAUGUGUAAUGUAGUCACCUGUAUUAAAACCACAAGUUACAAUCCUAAAGGAGACGUUUUACAGGCAUGAGCAUGAAACAGAAAUGUGUGGCAAAUUUCAAAGACAAUUUGAAGAUCCUGCAGCAGACUGAUGCAUGAGCGGUUACUUUUCUAAACGUAGAUCACCAGUAAAAUGUUCCCUUUGACAGAGAACAUAUCAGGUAGUGUUGCGCACAAAAACCCGUACUGUACAUGAAGCAUUUUGUUACUGUUAUACAAUUUAGAUGACGUGUGCGGUGGCAGUGAUGACUUGGUAUCUCUGGGAUUGGAAAGACACUGGGUUUUGUUUUAGGGAAAACAACACAGAGAGGAAGGCGUUUGAAGCCAUUACUAAGAUGUUACAAUUCAACUGCGACUGUUGUGUAUUAUAAAGGGAUUCAUGAUCCUGUAUGUGUAGAAAUAUCAUGAUGAAUCCUUGAAAAAACAUUACAUUCCAACACAAUUAAACUGUGUGAGAAUAAAAACCUUGAUUUGUUGUCAAGUGAAUUGAACAAAGAUGCAGUUUGGUUGAGUAGGAGUGUGCUGUUUGGAGGACCAGGAUGUAUUACAACAUGCUUACUAUAGAUCCAUCUGUGUACGUAAAUGUAUUUAUGCAGAUUUGAAUAUAUGUAUAAAUGUGUAUGUCAUAGCAAACCACGCUGGCAGUGGGUUGAAGAAGAUAUUGUUUAUAGUGAAUCAUUCUUAGACACCUCAGAGCAAAAUUCUGGGGGAUUAAUAAAUGUGCAAUAAAUGAUAAUGUGUGUGAA